Molecule: messenger RNA, 2691 nt
Organism: Oncorhynchus kisutch (coho salmon)
Lineage: Eukaryota; Metazoa; Chordata; Actinopteri; Salmoniformes; Salmonidae
Product: vascular endothelial growth factor A
Exons: 6
Coding region: 946-1506 (186 amino acids)
Biological process (GO): positive regulation of protein phosphorylation; positive regulation of angiogenesis; sprouting angiogenesis
Cellular component (GO): membrane
Molecular function (GO): vascular endothelial growth factor receptor binding; growth factor activity; chemoattractant activity
Source: RefSeq, a predicted model, not a curated record
AUAUUCCUAUUAGUUUUCAUAUAUGGCAAGUAGCACCUUAUUAAUGUUGUACUUUAUUGUAUGCAAUGUUCCAAACUGGACUCUCUGUAAAAGGUGAGUUCGUAACUGCUUCACUUGUCUGUAUCUCCAAUUUCUUCUCUGGCCCCUAAAUGUGACUCCCAUUACGACUUCACGUGAAAAAGUCAUUAGAGUCACAUUUAGAGCUAUUCUUUUCUAGUACUGUAACUCACUUUUUGUCAUCACGCCUCACUUUUACAACAUUAGGGAGAAUUAAAAUAUAAUUGAUCAUCUCCUAGCGUAUAUUGACCCCCUAAUACUGAAGUGGCAUCAAGGUAAAUCAUGGAUCAUUCUCAGGGUAUUACAGUAGUUAGUCUACAAACGCACUAGCAACACAUUCAACAGACACUGAGUGGUGACCACCUGCAUUGGGCUGUUGAGGUUUUCUGGGAAAUGUCGUUUCAUGUUUAUACCGACGUAAUAGUUUAUACAGGGAUGCUUUGUGCUGUUUAUCGUGACAGCGUAUUGCUAAUUAGUCAUGCGAGCAGAUAUUUACAGCAGCAGAAGUCACAGAAACAGACAUCCCAUCUGCAGCUGCUGGCUAGCCCACCUGGGACGGAGCAGAUAUGUCAACAACAACAAAAAGAUGGAUGAUAUUUACAUUUCUAAACGCUACAGUCUGAAUGCGAGAACAGCUCACAAUUUGGUGCAAUAUCUUUGUGGACAGGGCGCACCAAAUAAUGCCGUAAUGAUGAGUUAAUGUUGUAGCUGGGAAUGUAAGACACAAUGAGUGUGUUGGGGAUCGAUAGUGAAAGCAAAUCAUGAUAUUGUCGGUGGAGGGAGCUGGGAUCAGAGGAGAGAUAGAGACCCGUCGAUCACACGGUGGAAUAGGAGGACGUCCUAAGUAAGAGGACUUCUCACUCCCCAGUGGAACCACACUCUAGAGUGAUGCUGUUCCGGGAGGUUUUGGGGCGGAGUUUGUGUCGUUCGAUGGAGCGAUUGGUGGAGGUGGAGCAGGAGUACCCUGGAGGAGUGGAAUAUAUUUUUAGCCCUGCCUGCGUGCCCCUGUGGCGAUGCGCUGGUUGCUGUGGAGACGAGAACCUGGAGUGUCACCCCACCCUCACACGUAACGUCACCAUGCAGGUGGGGGUCACUUUGUGUCAGGAGGCCACAUAUUGCCUUGGGCUACCCUCUUCCAACCUUAAAGAGAUAUAUGUUCCGGUAAAACACCCAAUGUCAGUCCACAUCUUUGAGCGCAUGGACACCUCAAUGCAUGUGUUUGUGUUUUCCUCUGUGUGUUUGUAUGUGUGUCAGUUGAUGAGGAUAACUCCGACUGAGAGGACAGGGCACUACGUGGAGCUGACGUUUGUGGAGCAUCAGACUUGUGAGUGCAGACACAGGAAGAUGCACUUGAAUGAGAGCAGUCCCAGAGUCAGGAUCCAUCCCAGGAGGAGGAAGCACAGGAAAAGAUCCAAAGACUGUGGCAAGUGUCAGCACCCACACAGUUAGUAGGAUACUUGGAUCCCCGUCCUUCCAGUCCGCUGUCCAAUCACCACUCAGCUGUGGAAUGAAGACAGCAUAGGGGGAAGCCACACACCUACUUGUUUACCCCCCAGAUACACAAAUGCCUCAACUCAUUGUCCAUGAAAAUACACUAACCCCAAACUGCAAUUUAUACCAGAGUAAUAACAACUUUAGUUUUCUGAUACUGGAUCCCCAAUAUCAGCCUUGAGAAUACUUUUACGCUUUUACGCGGAUGAUUUCCCACUGUAAUAGCAGAUACAGUAGCUCCACCUCAUGGACAUAGAGGAGAUGGACAGAGGGGUGGCAGGACAGGAGAUAAGCAAUCGCCAAGGGACAACGGGAUUAAGCCGCACCUUUACAGGCAGUGUUCUUGAAAAGCAGUAGGCCAAUAAAUGGAUAUAGCUUGAAUCGAGUAUGGAACAACAACGAAGAAGGCUGAAACAGAUGCAGAAUGGGUGUGGACUGAACUCGGGAGAGAACGGACACCUUCACAGUAUACCUCUCCCCAUGAUGAUCGCAUUGCAGUAGAGAAUGGUCUGAACUGAAGUGCAUGAUCAAAGGGAGGGAUGGACAUACUGUAGGUUAUAUCGAGACCUGUAAUGUUUAUAUCUCUUAACUUUCAUCAGACAGAGAAGAAUAACAAAUCCACAUGGUUUCCACUGUAUUAUAUAUGAAAAUGAAAUAUAUACAAAUGUAAAUAAGUUUAUAGCGAUCACUGUAUCAGAAAUGGCAUCUGGGAAUUACAUUUUGAGUUGUUCAUGUUAGAAUGACAUCUUUGUCUUGGGAGUGUGCUGUGUUCAUUUACUGAGUGUCAUGAUGUGUCUGACUGACUCUCUUGAAAAGGAGUAAAUAUAAGCUUUUCCUCAGGUGGGUCGUCCCCAUACAGGCGAAAUGCCAGGUUUCCACUCGUUACCACAAACACAAAGUCAAAAUUAGCUAUAUCGUGAAAAUUCAUGAAAACAAAAAUGUGCUUUAUGGUCAGGGUUAGUCCUACGGUUAGGGUUAGGCAUAAGGUUAGCAGUGCGGUUAGGUUUAUGGUUACAUUUCUAACAAAUUGUAGAAAUGGGCGUUUUUUUGCCUUUGUAGCUGUGGUAACUAGUGACGGCCGAAAUUUGUAUUAUAAACGUUGUUUAAAAAAAAAAAAAGGCUAAAUAAAGUCUACUAAACUUA